Messenger RNA from Cannabis sativa, 2512 nucleotides. Its product is annotated as phosphatidylinositol/phosphatidylcholine transfer protein SFH6. The coding region runs from base 240 to 2213 and encodes 657 amino acids. Lineage: Eukaryota; Viridiplantae; Streptophyta; Magnoliopsida; Rosales; Cannabaceae. The transcript has 13 exons. The record is from RefSeq and is a predicted model, not a curated record.
UCCCUUGGCUCCACCUUCACCCAAUCCAACCCAACACAACAUUUAAUUCGAUGACAUAAUUGAAUCAAUUAAUUCUUGAAUUUAAAAAACACUAUUCUCUACUGAUUGAAUGAAACCCCAAUAAUUGUAACUAAAAUAUCCUAAUUUUGACUAACUUAUACUAUUCCAAAUUCCAAUCCUAACUUUCUCAGUCUGACUCCUCUCCAAUCUUCAUCUGCCGGACCGGUACAAUCUUUACCAUGUCUGGCCCGCUUGAUAGAUUCGCCCUCCCUUGCUUUGAUGGGUAUUCUGGGCAUGAUGAAAGAAAGGAAAGGAAAUCAGAUUUUGAAAUCUCGGAAGAUGACAAGAGGACGAGAAUUGGGAGCCUUAAAAAGAAAGCAAUUAAUGCGUCUAGUAAAUUUAGACAUUCUCUUAAGAGAAAAAGAAGGAAAAGUGGGAGUGGGAGUGGGAGUGGGAUCCGGAGAAAUUCUCUUUCCAUUGAGGAUGUUCGUGAUUUCGAGGAGUUGCAGGCUGUGGACGCAUUUCGACAAGCACUCAUCUUGGAGGAGUUGCUACCUCCAAGAUAUGAUGACUAUCAUAUGUUGUUGAGGUACCUUUUUUCUUUUUCUACAGAUACAAUUGGAACAAUUGUGCUGCUGCUUUCUUUGUUCUCAUUCUCCAGUUGUUUUCAUUGCAGAUUCUUGAAAGCAAGGAAGUUUGAUAUCGAUAAAGCCAAACAAAUGUGGAGCAACAUGAUCCAAUGGAGGAAAGACUUUGGAACGGACACAAUUUUGGAGGAUUUUGAGUUUAAUGAGCGGAACGAAGUUAUGAACUACUACCCUCAGGGUUAUCAUGGUGUGGACAAAGAAGGAAGACCUGUUUACAUUGAAAGAUUGGGAAAAGUUGAUGCCAACAAGCUUAUGUUAGUGACUACUAUGGAUCGAUAUGUGAGAUACCAUGUCCAGGAGUUUGAGAAGUGUUUUUCCAUUAAGUUUCCAGCAUGCUCUGUUGCUGCUAAGAGACACAUUGAUUCAAGUACAACAAUAUUAGAUGUUCAAGGCGUAGGUUUUAAAAACUUAACCAAGUCAGCACGAGAGCUCAUCACGCGCUUGCAGAAAAUUGAUAAUGACAACUACCCUGAGACACUUUGCCGAAUGUUUAUAAUUAAUGCUGGUCCUGGUUUUAAGCUGCUAUGGAGUACAGUUAAAUCAUUUCUUGACCCAAAAACAACUACCAAGAUUCAUGUUCUUGGCAAUAAGUACCAGAGCAAAUUGCUUGAAAUUAUUGAUGCAAGUGAGUUGCCUGAUUUUCUUGGAGGAAGCUGUAACUGUGUUGAUCAGGGGGGCUGCAUGAGGUCUGAUAAGGGACCAUGGAAUGAUCCCAGUAUAUUAAAGGUGGUACUUAGUGGUGAAGCACAGUGUUUUAGACAGAUAGUAACAGUUUCCAACAGCGAGGGGAGGUUGGUUUCUUGUGAUAAGUCCCGGAUUUCAAUGAUACGAAGUAGUGAUACAUCUGCUGCAGAAUCAGGAUCUGAAGUGGAAGAAAUGGCUUCACCCAAAUUAAAUAAAAGCUAUUUACAACCAAAGUUGACUCCUGUCUGUGAGGAAGCUAGAGUCACUGGUAAGGCAAGCAACACUGGGGGAAUCUCUGAGUAUGAUGAAUAUGUUCCCAUGGUUGAUAAGGCUGUUAUUGGCUGGGAAAAGCGCAAAUCCCAGCAAAUUCCAUCUGUUUCUGGCGGGCCACCAACUGUUUCAAGUGUAGAAGAAACUACAAAGGGAUUCUUUGCUCAUUACUGGGCUGUGCUUCUGGCCAUCUUUGUUACUCUCAUUACUCUCAUCCAAUCAGUUACAUGUCGUGUUACUAAUAAAUUUCACUACUCAUUUUCUGUUUCUGGCAACAACGUCUCUGAGAUGACUGCUGAAUCAGCUCCAGUGGAGUUCCAGCCCCCUUCACCGGCUCCAGGGUUUCCAAAGGCAGACCUUCUUUCAUCUGCUUUGAUAAAGCUUGGGGAGCUAGAAGAAAAGGUGAGUAUGCUACAAGCGAAGCCAUUUGAAAUGCCUUGUGAGAAAGAAGAGCUGCUCAAUGCUGCUGUUUAUCGUGUGGAUGCUUUAGAAGCAGAGUUAAUUGCUACAAAAAAGGCUUUACAUGAAGCUCUAAUGAAGCAAGAUGAACUACUUGAAUAUAUAGAUGGAAGAGAACAGGCAAAACUUCGGAGAAAGAAGUGGUGCUGGUAAAGAGUACUGGUGUACAGCAUUUGAAGAAAUAUUUUUUGGUAAAUAUACUUGAUGGUUUUCUGUACAUAAUAUGCUUGUAUAUGUGAGAUGCCUGUAUAGCGAAUUGAAGAGGUGUUGUCCUCCUCUUCUCCUAAAUAAAGGCUCCUUUCCUUUCCUUCUACUUUGCUUUCGCAAUGGAUUAUGCUAAUAAUGGUACAAAACUUCGUUUCUGUAAUUUUUCUGAAUCUUCAUAAAGGCUAUGUAAUCUUUCGUUUGGGACUCAGAAAUAUAUAAUAUUUAUGGAUAUGUAUUCAAGAUAA